Lepus europaeus (European hare) is the source of this 447-nucleotide messenger RNA. Its product is annotated as small integral membrane protein 10-like protein 2A. NCBI's taxonomy places the organism in Eukaryota, Metazoa, Chordata, Mammalia, Lagomorpha, Leporidae. Bases 175 to 411 code for a protein of 78 amino acids. The transcript has a single exon. The record is from RefSeq and is a predicted model, not a curated record.
UCCGGCAGGGGUUCCGGACAGCAUUCGGGGGACCGCGCCCGGGGGACAGCGACGGGAGACAGCGAAGGAGGAUAGCGUCCGGGCGACAGCGACGGGGGACAGCGUCCAGGGGACCGCGUCUGGCGGUCGCCCUCUGCGUUCGCGCUCCUGCGGGAAGGCCGGCGGCCCGGGUACAUGGCGGCGUCGGCGGCUCUGUCCGCGGCGGCCGCGGCGGCGGCCCUGUCCGGCUUGGCGGUGCGGCUGUCGCGCUCGGCCGCGGCUCGCGGCUCCUACAGCGCCUUCUGCAAGGGGCUCACUCGCACGCUGCUCACCUUCUUCGACCUGGCCUGGCGGCUGCGCAUGAACUUCCCCUACUUCUACAUCGUGGCCUCGGUGAUGCUCAACGUGCGGCUGCAGGUGCGGAUCGAGUGAGCGCCCGCCCGGCGCCGGGCCACCGGCAGGGCGGCC